This is a messenger RNA of Melozone crissalis (California towhee), 1176 nucleotides long. RefSeq lists its product as uncharacterized. The coding region runs from base 151 to 1176 and encodes 341 amino acids. The record is from RefSeq and is a predicted model, not a curated record. Lineage: Eukaryota; Metazoa; Chordata; Aves; Passeriformes; Passerellidae. Gene Ontology annotation, biological process: T cell activation. Gene Ontology annotation, cellular component: external side of plasma membrane. The transcript is spliced from 8 exons.
GUGCAGAAGGGAAGGAUCUCAGGCGUGGCCGCGGACCAGCCAGAUUCACCGCCGGGGCCGGAGCUGGGGUCCGGGGCAGGCGGAUGCCGGAGAAAACCAGCCGAGCACGCGAGAACGUGGAAGAAGAGUGGCAUAAGAGGAGGGACCACCAUGACACUGCUGGCCGGUGCGAGGCACUUUUCUUCUUCCUCUUUGUGGUGCUCAUUUUUGGGUGCUGGUGCCCCAAAUCCUCUCUGUUUCUGGAUAUCCACGGACAUAUUUUGGAUUGCUCGUCUCGCCAUCCUCGUCCUCUUCCACCAAACCACGAGCGCCAGCGACACCAGGGAGGUGAUCAGGGCCGUGGGCGGCUCUGUGACCUUCCACAGCCACAACCCCGACAGAAACGUGGCCCUCUGGAGUUUUGGGAGUGACCCCAUAGUGACUGUGGUGUUCAAGAACCCUCUUCGACUCAUAUUUUUCGAAGACAAAUUCAAAGCCCGUUUCGCCGUCUGCGAGAACGGCCACGCGCUCAGCAUCCCCCAGCUGAGGAUGGAGGAUGCCGGGACCUACUCUGUAACCAUUGGGGAUAAAAGAUCCACCUUCACCCUGCACGUGUUCAGGGAGAUGGCAGAGCUCACGGUGACCUGCGAGGCCCAGAACUGCUCACACAGGAGCUGCAGCUGCUGCCUGCGCUGCUCCACGCCCGGAGACACCGGCAGUGAGGAAUGCUUCAGGAGCAUCUCCUCCACCUCGGCUCAGCCAGGGGUUGAGAGCCCCAUGCAGCAGGUGAACGAAACAUCCCAGGAUGGGCUGGAGCCGCUGACGUGCACGGCGCGGAACGCCGUCAGCAGCAGGAACGUCACCGUCACCACCCCCAGGGUGCUCCACGAUGCAAACGCCACGGUCCCUCCCAGCACAGAUGCCCACUCCAACAGCUGGAUCUCGAUCCCGUUUGUGACUGUAGUCUUGCUUUUACUCACUUUCCUCUACCGUAAAUUCAGAGGAGUGUCCCAAUGCCAUGAGCAGCCACCAGGAGUGUCCCAAUGCCACCAGGAGUGUCCCAACACCACCAGCAACCUCAUGGCCAGGACCAGCACCAGGAGCAGCCUCCUGGCCAGCACGGGGGGCAGCUCCAAAAUCCUCAGGGCUGGGUUCUCUCAGCCUGGCCUGCGCUGGACUUUGCUUCGCUGCUUUUAG